AUGAAACCCCCCCUACUGGUGUGCUUUCUUUUUCUGCUAGUGAGUGUCAAAACGGCGGGGGGCCUGCGGACACGCAACGUCGUCGACCGGAUUGACGGCGGCGGGGGAAUCAUUGGCACAGAGGGCGCGUCCACCGAUAGGAGCGCUGGGACUAGAAGCGGUGACCAAGCGAGAAGCGAUAGCACGGGAAGAAAUGCCCGCGAUGCGAGCAGUGGUGACCAAGGGAAAAAUGAUGGGACCGGAGGCGAUGCCCGCAAUGGGAACAGUGACGACGGAAAAGGUGUCCACGAUAGAGCCAAUGCUGAUGGAGGAGACCCCAGAGAUGGAGCCAACCAGACCAACCGAGCAAACCUAUCCUCCUGUGAUUUCACAGAAAGAUUAAACUUCAUUCCGCAGGAAAAAACCAAAGUGGUAUGCAACCUAAACCCACACCACGGAGAGGAAGUGAAAAUAUGGGUCAAUAAAGAAUACGAAGUGAAAUGCUUCCAGAACUCUCGAGUGUACUGUCCACUAAAAGAUUAUAUAAUGAACAAUACAGACAUUACUACCUUUUCCCCGAAACUGAAAUAUGAAAUAAAAGAUGUCGUGCACAGAGAUAGGGAGGUAAAGGAGUAUUACCUUCAGAUUGACGAAGACGCAAGUGACAUUUUAUUCUUCUGUUCAAUAAAACCUAAGCAAGUGUCCGAAUUGCUAGAGGGAGAAGUGAAAAUACAUCUAAAAAGAGAAAUUAGUGAGGAGUAUUCAGUCGCAACUGAAGAUGAGAUACACGUUUGUGAUUUUUCUAAAGGAAAUUUAAACAUCUCUCCAUCAGUAGGGUUUAAUCAUAAAAAUGACAGAUCGGUUAGCUGCAUCUAUCUUGUCAUCCCGAAUCAAUUAUUUUUAAUUAAGUUACCCAAAUUAGAAAUUGUCACGAAUCAGUUGCUCCCCAGUUUGGUUAACUGUUUGUCUCAAUACACUUUUAUUAAUUUUAAUUUGAAACAUGUCGAAGAAACUGAUGACUCCAUUUAUUUUCACCUAACCUUUGGUGAUUUUAAAAAGAGCUUUAACUUGUCCUGCGCAUUUGACUUAUCCGAAUAUGCUGUCGAGCCCUGUGCGCUGGGAAAGAAGGGAAGCGUGACAUUUUACUUCAGCGUCUAG
Molecule: messenger RNA, 1137 nt
Organism: Plasmodium inui San Antonio 1
Lineage: Eukaryota; Apicomplexa; Aconoidasida; Haemosporida; Plasmodiidae
Exons: 1
Coding region: 1-1137 (378 amino acids)
Source: RefSeq, a predicted model, not a curated record